Aspergillus nomiae NRRL 13137 is the source of this 363-nucleotide messenger RNA. RefSeq names its product putative pirin. The coding region runs from base 1 to 363 and encodes 120 amino acids. Lineage: Eukaryota; Fungi; Ascomycota; Eurotiomycetes; Eurotiales; Aspergillaceae. The record is from RefSeq and is a predicted model, not a curated record. The transcript has 2 exons.
AUGGCCCUUCCCCGCGCAAUCCGCCAAAUCGUUCUGGCCAUCGAACAAGCCGAGGGUGCCGGGGCCGGGUGGACGCAUCGCACAGUCCCUACCGAAGGGUUGGUGAAGGAAUUCCACAACGUGGUCUUCGACCAGGGCGGAGAUUAUGUGGAGGCCUCGGUGCCGGACAAUGCCGAAUCGGAGUCCAGGUUCAUUCUGGUGGCUGGUCAGCCGCUAGACCAGAAGGUUGUGCAGUACGGUCCGUUUGUCUUGACCAGCCAGGAAGAGGUUUACCAGGCGAUGGUUGAUUAUCAGACUGCGUCGAACGGAUUCGAGAGAGUCCGUGGGUGGGAGAGUGAAAUCGGCAAGAGAAUGGCGUUUUAG